AAAAUUUAAGCUCCACUCUAUCAUCUUUCUUUUUUUGUUUACUACUUUUUAAUCCUCAAAUCUAAUUUCAAUUAACUAAAUUCUAUACUUUCUCAUUGCAAUAUGCAAGAAGGUAUGGAAGGAAAUCCUGUAGCUGGCAUUGUGAAAAAUGUUUAUUUUGUUCUUUCCGUUCUUCCAGUUCCAAUUACCAGUACUUUCCCAAAGGUUGAGUUGGAAUGUGUUUUUGAGAUUGCCAUGUGUAUGGGGAAGUGAUGGUGAGCUGUGUGAUGUGGAACCUAAUUCUGGAGAAAGUGAUGGUGCAUGAAGCAGAACAAAGUUCCCAAUGAGUAGAUAUUGGUGCUAAAAGGGAAGAAAGUGAGGUAAAAGAUUUGACAGUGAUGAAAAAGAAAGAUAUGGUUGGGAGUAGUGACAAGCAAGAGACAAGAAGUAAUCAAAAGUGGAUUAAAGAGGUUUGAGAAGAACCAUUAUCCAAAUAAUGAAGAUAAGGAGGUUGAUCAAGCUAAAAGUCCCAGGUAAUGGCUAGCCAAAAUGGCCUCAAGUAUAGUUCAAUUGUUCCAAGCUUACAUUUGGUUGAAAUACAUAAGAUCUUUAGCAAAGAAAUAUUGGAAUAGUUAUUAUUAAGAUAAUUAACUUUAAUUUUAUGAAGUUUUUCUAAGAACUCAAAUAUGUAUAAGCAUCCUCUUUACACUUAAAACAAGAUAAUUCAAUCAUUGUUACCUCUGUGAAGUGGGGUGAUAACCAACUUGUUUCGUUAUAUUGUGGGUUCUCUAUUCACCUAUAGAAGUCACGCCAUCAAAUGAAUAAAGUAAAAUGAGUUUA
Molecule: messenger RNA, 819 nt
Organism: Rubroshorea leprosula
Lineage: Eukaryota; Viridiplantae; Streptophyta; Magnoliopsida; Malvales; Dipterocarpaceae
Source: the annotation of a GenBank genome assembly